This is a messenger RNA of Suillus paluster, 219 nucleotides long. RefSeq lists its product as uncharacterized. The transcript is spliced from 2 exons. The record is from RefSeq and is a predicted model, not a curated record. Lineage: Eukaryota; Fungi; Basidiomycota; Agaricomycetes; Boletales; Suillaceae. The annotation marks the transcript as partial.
GAAAUUUCCGACAUAUGUUACCUUCAUGAUGUUCCAUAUCGACCAUACCUAAAAAUGCAAUUCUCUGCAGCAUAUGACACUUUUCUAGAAAUCAUUCAUUGUGUGAACAAGCGCCUGCAGUGGGCACUCAAAUGGGAUACCGUCGACUGGCAUCUGCUGAGCUCAUGCCCUGCAUGCUUUUAUAAGCUCAACAAUGAGCCUGCACUCAAUUUCGAAUAA